Molecule: messenger RNA, 1320 nt
Organism: Nakaseomyces glabratus
Lineage: Eukaryota; Fungi; Ascomycota; Saccharomycetes; Saccharomycetales; Saccharomycetaceae
Gene: SUB2
Product: ATP-dependent RNA helicase SUB2
Biological process (GO): mRNA splicing, via spliceosome; mRNA export from nucleus
Molecular function (GO): RNA binding; RNA helicase activity; ATP binding
Source: RefSeq, a predicted model, not a curated record
AUGUCCCACGAAGGUGAAGAAGAUUUAUUGGAGUACUCUGACAACGAGCAAGAGAUCCAAGUUGACAACAAGGAGACUGCUGUUGAAGGUACUACCGAAAAUGAAGCUACCCAGGAGAAUGGUGAGGCUGACAAGAAGGGUUCCUACGUUGGUAUCCACUCUACCGGUUUCAAGGACUUCUUGUUGAAGCCUGAGUUGUCCAGAGCUAUUAUCGACUGUGGUUUCGAGCACCCUUCUGAAGUCCAACAGCACACCAUCCCACAAUCCAUUCACGGUACAGAUGUGCUAUGUCAAGCCAAGUCCGGUUUGGGUAAGACCGCGGUCUUCGUCCUGUCCACAUUGCAACAGCUAGAUCCAGUUCCAGGUGAAGUGUCCGUUGUUGUUAUAUGUAACGCCAGAGAGUUGGCUUACCAAAUCCGUAACGAAUACCUAAGAUUUUCCAAAUACAUGCCAGACGUCAGAACCGCUGUCUUUUACGGUGGUACUCCAAUCGCCAAGGAUGCCGAACUACUAAAGAACAAAGACACCGCUCCUCACAUUGUUGUCGCUACUCCAGGUCGUCUAAAGGCCCUUGUUAGGGACAAGAUGAUUGACUUGUCUCACGUCAAGAACUUCGUUAUCGAUGAAUGUGACAAGGUCCUUGAAGAACUUGACAUGAGAAGAGACGUCCAAGAAAUUUUCAGAGCCACUCCAAGAGACAAGCAAGUAAUGAUGUUCUCCGCCACCCUAUCCCAAGAAAUCAGACCAAUCUGCAGAAGAUUCCUACAAAACCCACUGGAAAUCUUUGUCGAUGAUGAGGCUAAGUUGACUCUACACGGUCUACAACAAUACUACAUCAAAUUAGAAGAGCGUGAGAAGAACCGUAAACUUGCACAAUUGCUAGAUGACUUAGAAUUCAACCAAGUUAUCAUCUUUGUCAAAUCUACCUCCAGAGCUAACGAACUAACGAAACUAUUGAACGCUUCAAACUUCCCAGCCAUUACCGUCCAUGGCCACAUGAAACAAGAAGAACGUAUUGCCCGUUACAAGGCUUUCAAGGACUUUGAAAAGCGUAUCUGUGUCUCCACUGAUGUCUUCGGUAGAGGUAUCGAUAUUGAACGUAUCAACUUGGCUAUUAACUACGAUUUACUAAAUGAAGCCGACCAAUACUUACACCGUGUUGGUAGAGCCGGUAGAUUCGGUACCAAGGGUUUGGCUAUUUCUUUUGUCUCUAACAAGGAAGACGAGGAAGUCUUGUCCAAGAUUCAAGAAAGAUUCGACGUCAAGAUUGCUGAAUUCCCAGAGGAAGGUAUUGACCCAUCCACUUACUUAAACAACUAA